Messenger RNA from Dromiciops gliroides (monito del monte), 1467 nucleotides. It is a transcript of the gene SLC38A11, whose product is annotated as solute carrier family 38 member 11. Gene Ontology annotation, biological process: amino acid transmembrane transport. Lineage: Eukaryota; Metazoa; Chordata; Mammalia; Microbiotheria; Microbiotheriidae. Gene Ontology annotation, molecular function: amino acid transmembrane transporter activity. The record is from RefSeq and is a predicted model, not a curated record. The transcript has 12 exons. The coding region runs from base 82 to 1467 and encodes 461 amino acids.
GGAGCAAAAGCAUACCCUGGGCUCCAAGAAUUUGACCUAUGUGCCUCCCUCUCCAGACUGAACCUGGUCUCCUCUGCAUCAAUGGGCUACCAGGGACAGCGGCCUUACAGCUCACCAAAGAGAGAUCUAGAUGACAAGAAAGCUCUGGGUUCUGAACAUAAACAAAAAGAAAAGGGAAAUUGUCGGCAGUCUUCUGCUAUUUUUAAUGUUGUCAACUCAAUCAUAGGAUCAGGAAUAAUAGGGUUACCUUACUCAAUGCAGCAAGCUGGUCUUCCUUUAGGGAUACUGCUUUUAUUGUGGGUCGCUUUUGUGACAGACUUUUCCCUUGUCUUAUUGAUAAAAGGAGGAGCCCUUUCUGGAACAGAUAGCUAUCAGUCUUUGGUCCAUAAAACAUUUGGCUUUUCAGGGUAUCUACUCCUCUCAUCUCUACAAUUUUUAUAUCCUUUCAUUGCUAUGAUUAGCUAUAACAUAAUAACAGGAGACACUCUGGGCAAAGUUUUUCAAAGAAUUCCUGGAGUUGAUCCUGAUAACUUUUUCAUUGGCCGCCACUUCAUUAUUGGGCUCUCCACAGUUGCCUUCUCCCUUCCUUUAUCCCUGUACCGUGACAUAGCAAAGCUGGGAAAGGCAUCCCUCAUCUCUGCAGUUUUAACUGUGGUGAUCCUGACAUUUGUAAUUAUUAGGGUAUUCACCCUAGGUCCUUACAUAUCAAGAACAGAAGAUGCCUGGGUUUUUGCAAAUCCCAAUGCAAUUCAAGCAAUUGGCAUUAUGUCAUUUGCAUUUAUCUGCCACCAUAACAGCUUCUUAGUUUAUGGCUCCCUGGAGGAACCCACAGUGGCCAAAUGGUCUCAGAUCAUUCACAUAUCAGUUGUGAUUUCUGUAUUUAUCAGUGUGCUGUUUGCUACCUCUGGUUAUCUGACAUUUACUGGCCACACACAAGGAGAUUUGUUUGAAAAUUAUUGCAGAAAUGAUGACCUAGUUAAUUUUGGACGAUUUUGUUAUGGAAUCACUGUCAUUUUGACUUAUCCAAUUGAAUGUUUUGUGACCAGAGAGGUAAUUGCCAAUGUUUUCUUUGGUGGGAACCUUUCAAAAAUUUCCCAUGUUAUGGUGACAACAGUAAUCAUUACUAUGGCCACACUAGUGUCAUUGAUGGUUGAUUGCCUUGGGAUCGUGCUGGAGUUCAAUGGUGUCCUCUGUGCAGCUCCACUUAUUUUUAUUAUCCCAUCGGCUUGUUAUCUGAAGCUGUCUGAAGAAAGAUGGAUCCACCCGGAUAAGAUUAUGUCCAGUGUGAUGCUUCUUAAUGGCGUGGUUGUGAUGGUAGCUGGAUUCGUCAUGGCAGUUCUUCAUCCCCAAGACUGCAGCCAUGGACAGGAAAUGGCCUAUUGCUUUUCCACAAAUACUUCUUUCUUCAAUAUCUCUUCUCUUGAACCAACAACACAGCCCCCUGUUUUGAAUAUUAGUACUUUCUAG